Populus euphratica (Euphrates poplar) is the source of this 1658-nucleotide messenger RNA. RefSeq names its product Serine/Threonine-kinase RLCKVII protein. Lineage: Eukaryota; Viridiplantae; Streptophyta; Magnoliopsida; Malpighiales; Salicaceae. The record is from RefSeq and is a predicted model, not a curated record. The transcript is spliced from 4 exons. Bases 617 to 1327 code for a protein of 236 amino acids.
UGAGGGAUGGGUUCUGCUGCAGCUUGCUACAAAGAAAGAUUGGUGGAAUCCGAGUUUGAUGGAGGAUAACAGUGGAGAAGGUCCUAGGCCAUUGAAGGUUACCUUUAGUGGGCCAGCUAAGCAUUGGUCGGAUGCCAUUCCGAUUGCGAAUGGCAGACUUGGUGCCAUGAUUUGGGGUGGUGUUGCAUCAGAAACUCUCCAACUUAAUGCAGCAAUCGCAGAAAUGCUAGCGAGAGCACGGCAGAAGACCUGCGCUUACUCCCCGCCCUUUCUCAGGAUAAGUGGGCUGAUGGUUGUGUAAAGGACUGAAGGAACGAGGCAAGCCGACAGUUACAAUAUAUGCUGGGAGGAAGGCGAUCUUCGCGAAGCUGGGCUUUGGUCUAACGAACAGAAUUCUUUUAAAGGGCUACAUUAUAGAGGAACUGUAGUGAAAUCAAAUCUAUCACCUGAUAGAGUCUCCUACACAUUCAAUAGAAAGUUUGAGAUGCAUUAUGCCCUCUCCCAUCAGCAGCUUCUUGUUGAAUGUUGAGAUUAGCAGAGGCCAAUAAACAGCUUAUGUAGAGCACUUGUUCAGGAUCAGGAUUACAUAAUCGAGAUAGAAAAGCACAUUCAAGAGAUGAAAUAUGCACCAAGAAGGAUGGAAAAGAGAUCUGGCUAUUUUGGCCGUCUUCGCAUUCCCAAUAUGAUGAGUGACAAAUGGAUUCAUGCUAUUCCCAUGGUUGUGUUGCUGUGCCUCUUCACACUCUGGUGGUUCUCUUAUCCAGUGAACUUGGAGAUGAAGGAUGGCAGGAUUGUGGGUAUACAUCGUGCUGAUCAUGACACUCCGCUGCCCCUCAACACUAGGCAUGUUGCACUUGCUGCAUCAGCUACAUCCCCAAUUGCCCCAGUUCCUGAGGACCUCACACUCAGUAAUGAAAUUGAAGCACUUCCAGUGAGUAAUGAAUCAUUUGUGCUUUAUGAGAAUGAUGAAGAUUUUGCAAAAACUACAUACCGUGCUGAUCAUGAGAUGCCGCUGUCUCUCAAUACUAAUCAUGUUGCACUCACCACGACAUCAGCUACAUCCCCGAUUGCACCUGUUCCUCAGGACCUUGCACUCAGUAAUGAAACAGAAGAAAAUCCGUUGAGUAAUGAAUCACUUAAGCUUUAUGGGAACGAUGAGGCUUUUUACAAAGCUGAUCAUGGGAUGCUGCUGCUUCUCAAUACUAACCAUGUUGCACUCAGCACCUUAGCAUCAGUAACAUCCCCGGUUGCACCAGUUCCCCAGGACCUCACACUCAAAGAUCAGACCGAGGCACAUUCUAUGAGUAAUGAAUCCUUUUCGGACUAAUGAGAAUGAUGAAGCUUCUGGAAGAGGCAAACUAUCAGCCGACAUGAAUUGAAGUUGAGAUCAGAGGUGCCGUAUGGCUAUAUGGCUCUUCUGUGUUAGCACGGUACUCCCAAGUGUCACUUUCAGAAGAUAGUAGAAAACAAGUGUUUCGGUUACAUUUAAACAAAAAAUUAACCAUGAGCUUGUACUGAUUUUACCUUGUAUGAAUAGAACAACAAAUGGCUCAUUGUAGGUGAUUAGUUUUGAGGAUUGCAAAAUCUGAUUUUGCGAGUUUUCUGGUACAUUCUAAGCCUGUAAGGUAAUUAAAAUAGUCCCAUGAGGUUUAUUUCUA